Phytophthora nicotianae INRA-310 is the source of this 1388-nucleotide messenger RNA. RefSeq lists its product as hypothetical. The coding region runs from base 48 to 1256 and encodes 402 amino acids. The transcript has a single exon. The record is from RefSeq and is a predicted model, not a curated record. Gene Ontology annotation, cellular component: membrane. NCBI's taxonomy places the organism in Eukaryota, Oomycota, Peronosporomycetes, Peronosporales, Peronosporaceae. Gene Ontology annotation, molecular function: N-acetylgalactosaminide beta-1,3-galactosyltransferase activity.
AGUAAUUAAAUUGUGUUAAUUAAUACUAAGCAUUCGAAUUCAUUUUAAUGGAAGUCCAGUACGCAUUCCGGACCUACGUCCAUGAAAUUGCAGGGUCGCGUAGCACGCCUCUCCAUCCAGUUCGCUAUAUCCCCCUACAUAUCAUGACGCCCAGACUCCGUCUCGUUCUCGUUCUCGUUGUCACCGUGUUUACCUCGCUCGCAGCAGGUUUAUCGGGUCCUGCGCUGUCGAAAGAGGAACUCUGUGCCUUCGAUCGUGAAAGUGCUCGACAAGUGCUCGAAAUGAUCGAAGUAACGCCGGAGCCGGCGCUAUACCACCACGAGACUGUCUACCCUCGCAUCCUCUGCUUCGCGGUCAGCUACUCGGCUCAGCAUCAGACCAGAGUUCGAGCUGUGGCGGAGACGUGGGGGCAACGUUGUGACAAGCUCCUCUUCUUCAGCAACAUGAGCGAUACGAUUAUCGUGGCCGCAGAUACACCAGCAGAGCGCCGAUUCGACGUCGUGCAACUUGAUAUCAUCGCUGACCACGCCCAUCUGUGGCUGCGGACCAGAGCUGCUCUAAAGUAUUUGUAUGAUAAUUUCCGGCACGACUACGACUGGUUCUACAAGUGCGACGACGACACGUACGUGAUCAUGGAGAAUAUGCGAGCUUACCUCAAGAGACCGGAGAUUUUACAGCGAUUCAAUCGAGAGCCGAUGCAUAUGGGUCACCGUUUCAAUAUGCCCAUGAAUAUUCUCGAUUUUUACAUAAAAAAUGAGACCCUACGAUCGCUUUGGCAUUCACGGUUCGACCGCAUGGUCUACAACUCUGGAGGUGCGGGGUACAUGAUGAAUCGACUGUACUUGGACAAAUUUGUCGAAUCCCUGCCCGAGUGGACGUGUCUACCGGACGAAGCUAGUGCCACGAUAGCGGAGGAUACCGGCGUGGCAUUUUGUAUGAUGUGGAACGAUGUAUAUCCUUGGGAUACGCGAGAUCAUCGUGGUCGUGAGCGCUGGCAUGCGUUCCCUCCACAGUUUUUAUUCCCUACGUAUGAUGACCCGGACUUUUGGUAUGUAAAGUAUCACAACACAGUUGGAGGCGUGCGCUCACUAUUAGACAGUGCUGCACCGGACAGCGUGGCUUUUCACUACGUACAACCACCGCUAAUGCAUCAUUUCGAGCGCAGUUUGUAUCUGUGUCGAUCCGAACACGAUGAUAUCGAAGCUUUCAACAGAUAUUACGGACUAGCAAUCGGAGAACAGGUCAUGGUAGUGUGACUCGUGACACUGCACUUAAAGAACCUGGCGAGUUCAAGAAUUUUAUAUUGAUAUAUAUUUCUGGUCUAGAUAAUAGUCUAAUGUACAUGCGAUUGUUUUCAAGGUGAGUCGAAUCGAUCAGCUUGGUACGAA